Messenger RNA from Benincasa hispida (wax gourd), 2794 nucleotides. It is a transcript of the gene FRS10, whose product is annotated as FAR1-related sequence 10. The record is from RefSeq and is a predicted model, not a curated record. Lineage: Eukaryota; Viridiplantae; Streptophyta; Magnoliopsida; Cucurbitales; Cucurbitaceae. Gene Ontology annotation, molecular function: zinc ion binding. Gene Ontology annotation, biological process: regulation of DNA-templated transcription.
UUUAUCUCGGCAAAAAUUCCCUGUUCGAUCAGUUUCUUCCUCUUCUUUCUGCUCCGGAAUUCCUUUGCUGGAAUUUAUUGAUUCUUGAUUCUCUGUAAACUCUGAAUUCCUUAAAUUUUGCUGCCAUUAGUUUGUUUCUCAUUUCUGUAAUGGUCAAAAUUACAUUCUGGAUGGCUUAUUAGUUGCAUUUCUGGAGCGUUACCCUUGCUGCCGUUUAGUGACGUUUGGGUUGAGUUGUUGGAUUGGAUCAAUUGGGUGCUAAGAGAAAAAGAAUAAAUUCAGCAUGAAAGCAGAGCGUGAAGAUUGUGUUUUCUCCAGCAAUGGCAAUGAAGCUACCGUCUAACAUUUGGAUUCAACGCCAGCAGUGCCCAUGUGGAGAUUGGAAAUGUUAUAUUAGAUACGAAAGUGAAGAUCAGGCUUCCGUAAGUGCCUUGAUCGUGAAGAGUGAGACAGUGCCAUCUCAAUUGUCAUCAGAAUCUGUUUUCACCCCCUAUGUUGGUCAAAUAUUCAAAAGUGAUGUUGAUGCAUUUGAAUACUACAGCAACUUUGCUCGGAAGAAUGGGUUCUCAAUUAGAAAAGCCCGUUCAACAGAAAGCCAAAAUCUAGGGGUUUAUAGACGAGAUUUUGUUUGUUAUCGGUCUGGAUAUAAUCAACCAAGGAAGAAGGUCAAUGUGGAACACCCUCGGGAGCGGAAAUCUGUAAGAUGUGGAUGUGAUGCUAAAUUGUAUUUGACCAAGGAAAUUGUAGAUGGUGUUAGUCAAUGGUAUGUGUCACAGUUUAGUAAUGUGCAUAAUCAUGAGUUGUUGGAAGAUGACCUGGUGCGUUUACUUCCAGCUUAUCGGAAAAUACCGGAGGCUGAUCAGGAACGCAUCCUAUUACUCUCCAAAGCUGGAUUUCCCGUGAACAGGAUUCUGAAGGUGUUGGAGUUAGAAAAGGGUGUACAACCUGGACAGCUGCCCUUUAUAGAGAAGGAUGUUAGGAACUUUAUUAGGACUUGUAAGAAAACUGUUGAAGAGAAUGAUGCUUUGCUGAAUGAGAAAAGAGAGAACGAAUUACUGGAACUUCUCGAGAUAUGCAAGGAUAUGGCCGAGAGGGAUUCAGAAUUUGUUUUUGAUUAUACUAGAGAUGAAAAUGGUAAGGUUGAAAAUAUAUCAUGGGCAUAUGGUGAUCCUAUUCGUGCUUACUCCGUGUUCGGUGAUGUAGUUUCUUUUGACACUAGCUAUCGUUCUAUUACCUAUGGGUUACUCCUUGGAGUUUGGUUUAGCAUGAACAAUCAUGGAAAGCCAAUUAUACUCAGCUGCGUGCUGCUGCAGGAAGAAAACUCACACUCAUUUUCUUGGGCUCUACAGAAAUUUGUACAAUUCAUGAGAGGAAAGCAUCCACAGACAAUUGUAACUGACAUAGAUUCAGGGCUCAGAGAUGCCAUAUCAAAAGAACUGCCAAAUACUAAACAUGUUGUAUGUAUAUGGCAUAUUCUAUCUAAACUAUCAAGUUGGUUCUCGUUGCCCCUUGGAUUGCAAUAUGCAAACUUUAAAGUUCAGUUUGAUAUGUUGUGGCAUCUGGAGAAUAUAGCUGAUUUUGAGCAUCAAUGGGAUCUCUUGGUUGCACAAUUUGGUCUUGCUUCUGAUAAGCAUAUAGCUUUACUAUAUUUAUAUCGAGCAUCAUGGUCGUUUUCCUUUAUUAGAGGUUCCUUUCUGGCUCGUACAUUGACAGAUGAUUUCUUUCAAUCCUUAGAAGCGUUCUUGAAAAGAAUCUUGAGUGCACAGACAUGUUUGCAAAUAUUCUUUGAACAGGUCAGUAAUGCUGCGAACUCCGGAAUUCAAGCCAAAGAAGGUAUGCAGUAUUUACAUAUUAAGACGUGCAUGCCUAUAGAAGAGCAUGCACAGAGUAUUCUCACACCUUAUGCCUUCAAUGUGUUGCAAAAUGAAAUUGUGCUAUCCAUGCAAUAUGUUGCUACAGAAAUGGGAAAUGGUUCAUAUCUUUUGCAACAUUACGAGAAAAUGGAUGUUGAGCGUCUUGUUAGUUGGACACAAGAUGACAAGCAAGUCCACUGUUCCUGUAAAGAGUUUGAACAUUCAGGAAUAUUGUGCAGGCAUUCAAUUCGAGUACUUGUCAUGAAGAACUACUUUAAACUCCCAGAUAAAUACCUUUUACUUCGUUGGCGACUACAGAACUCUUUAGGUACUAUAUACAAUGCACAUUCUCAAGGCAGAAGCGAAGCUUGCGCCCAAGCCUUUCAUUCUCUUGCUGCAACUCUCUUGACAGAGUCCUUGAUAUCCCAUGAGCGUUUUAAUUAUGUUCAUAGAGAACUCUCAGGCCUCCUUGAGCAUGUCAGAACCAUGCCAGUGGUUGACGAGUUUUCUAUGAAUAUGAUGACGGUAAACGAGGUUAACGAUCCAUAGAUAUUGUGAUCUCACCUCACCUUAUGUGUCUAUUUAAGUUUUCCAUUUCAAGAACUCAAAGAUCUCGAGGAAGGAAAUUGAGUACAGAAUCCAGUGAACUCAUCAAUUUUCUCAUUUCAACACCACCUAUCAGAAAAAGUGGGAUUCUUUAUGAAAAUCCCUGAAGCAUCUGUUGCUUCGUUAGAGUUGUAUUCUUUACAAUGACUCUCAAAAAUGGAUACGCUAAAAGGAAAUAUUACUCUUUUUUUCUUCUUGUAAAAAUUGGAGAAAUAUUGUAAAAAGUGAACUGGAAAGUUGUCUUUCCUGUUUUAUCCAUCAAUUUGCUUCUAGUUUCAGUUGCCUUUGUAUAACUAGCUAUGAAUAAUAUCCACAACUCUUGAUUCAUCAUUCUA